AUGGUUAGUCCACGGGAAACUUCUCAAGAACGACGUUUCCUGAAUUUCAAGGCGCAGAUGCUACGAGAACAACGGCUGGCGGGAGGCGAUGAAGAUGAUACCAGCGAGCCUGAGGCGACGGAGCUGCCGUUGCUGCAGCAUCUGCAGGACAUGGCCAGGACCUUCGACGCGUUGAUGGCGGGGGUGUCCAGCACCAGGUGCGUCGCACCGCCUUCCGGAGCACCGGUGGCUCCGGUGGCUCCGGCUCCCGACCUCAUCACCGGAAGCGCACUGCAUGCUGCGCGGCGCCUGCGACAGCAAGGCUAUGCUAAGCCUACCAUCAGCUCGACUCGCAGGAGGUCCGGCCACGAUUGCAGCCACUGGACGGGACCUGCAAUGCAGGCCGACGCGCGGGACAUGCGGGACGCGCGGGACGUCGAUCACUUGCUGCGCAUUGCGUACUCCCCUUCACGGCCAGGGGGUACAUCCAGGGGACGUGAGAAAACGCCAUGGCGACUUUCAAACAUUGAACCUGAGCCGUGGCAUGUGACGUGGGACAAGACCAGGCGCAUCCUUUCGCUGGGCGAAUGUCGGGAGUUGGAGUUGCACGAUGGCGAUGCGCUAGGUGACUGGCAGUGUCCAUCCCCUGAGCUGAGUCACGAGCUGCUGUGCACAGCUCCGUUGACGAGCGAUGAAACUCACGGGCAGUCCAUGACGCAGAUCCCGCAGACCCGGCCGCAACUGCCAGAGGCCACAGGAGCUAAAGCUUCUCGCGAAGUGGUGAGUGAUGAGGUGGUACCCAAAGCGGGACCCCAGCCGGCGCCAGAAGCGAAAAACGAAGCGAUGACUGGAGGAUCUGGAGGAGGUUAUCCAGGAGCCACUGGUGGCGCAGGCGCAGUAGCUGCAGCUGCACCAGCGGCAGCGGCGCGGCAGAAAAGCAAGUUCAUCAAGGUUCGAUCCUUGACCCCAGACUCGCAAGGUGUGAGCCUCUUCGCCAAAGUGGUCGAAGUUCGACCGAAGGUUGAUGGCUCGCCCAGCAUCUCCGAGGUGGUUGUGGGGGACCACACUGGCACGAUCACCUUGCGGGCUCCAGACCCACAGGUAGAGCUUUGCAAGCCGGGUGCGGUUCUGCACAUCGAAAAUGCGCAAAUCGUGAUGUUGGGUGCCUUCAUGCGUUUGGAGGCUGAAAGCAUCAAGGAAUUUGAGGCCAAUGUGAAGAACGACUUGUCGGCCGUGGAAUAUCCGCGCGCUGAUUAG
Molecule: messenger RNA, 1236 nt
Organism: Cladocopium goreaui
Lineage: Eukaryota; Dinophyceae; Suessiales; Symbiodiniaceae
Source: the annotation of a GenBank genome assembly